AAAAUAAAACACUGAAUUCCACAUCUGUCAUCUUCUCUGGCUGAACAUAAACAAAUCUUGUAUUGCGGCGACCAAGACUCAAUCCUCUGUGCGUUGAAUUUCAGAGCCUUCCCUUAAGGGCUUCAGAACUUCACAAGUCCCAAUUUGAACGUUUCAAGCAAACUCACGCAUUGCUUCAUGCAGUAGAGGAAAAGGGCGGCCUCACUGAGCGUUAACAAGCCGAGAAAGGUGAAGGGCCAUGGCGGGUCGUAGAGACGGGUCGUUGAUGAGGGACAAGGGCCAAUCGCCUCGCGGAUCUCGAAUUGUUGUAGCCAUUGUGAUCGGAGUUCUUCUCGGGUGCGUCUUCGCCGUCUUGUACCCUCACGGACUCUUCAGCUCCCAUCCGCCAAUCCAGAGCCGUCAAAUCGGUAAAUCGGAUGUCCAGAUUGGUCCAUCCUCAUGUGAAUCGCCAGAGCGGAUUAACAUGCUGAAGUCAGAUAUUCAAUCACUGUUGGAGAAGAAUGCUGAGUUGAACAAGCAGGUCAAGGGUCUAACGGAAAACCUGCGGCUGGCUGAACAAGGAAAGGAUCAUGCGCAGAAGCAGUUUUUGGUGCUGGGUGAAAAGCACAAGGCUGGCCCUUUCGGUACCGUCAAGGGUUUGAGAACUAACCCAACUGUCAUUCCUGACGAAUCUGUGAAUCCAAGAUUGGCAAAGAUCUUGGAGGAAGUCGCUAUUCAGAAAGAAAUUAUAGUUGCUCUUGCAAACUCAAAUGUCAAAAGCAUGUUGGAGGUCUGGUUUACUAGCAUCAAGAAUGUGGGUAUUCCUAAUUAUCUAGUUGUAGCUCUAGAUGACCAUAUUGAAGAAUUCUGCAAAUCUAAUGAUGUUCCAGUCUACAAGAGAGAUCCAGAUAAGGGUAUUGAUUCAAUUGCAAAGGUAGGAGGUAACCAUGCUGUCUCUGGACUGAAAUUUCGCAUUUUGAGGGAGUUUUUACAACUGGGUUAUAGUGUUCUUCUCUCGGAUGUUGAUAUAGUAUACUUGCAGAACCCGUUUGAUUAUAUUUAUCGGGAUUCAGACGUUGAGUCUAUGACCGAUGGUCACAAUAAUAUGACAGCUUAUGGAUUUAAUGAUGUCUUUGAUGAACCUGCCAUGGGUUGGGCUCGAUAUGCUCAUACUAUGAGGAUAUGGGUUUACAAUUCUGGUUUCUUUUAUAUAAGGCCUACACUUCCUUCAAUUGAGCUGUUGGAUCGUGUGGCUGGUCGGCUUUCUCGUGAGCCAAAGUCAUGGGACCAAGCAGUCUUUAAUGAGGAGCUCUUUUACCCCUCACAUCCAGGUUAUGAUGGGCUUCAUGCUGCCAAGAGAACUAUGGAUUACUAUCUUUUUAUGAACAGCAAGAUCCUUUUCAAGACAGUAAGGAAAGAUGCAAAACUAAAAAAGUUGAAGCCAGUAAUUGUUCAUGUAAAUUACCACCCAGAUAAGCUUCCAAGAAUGAAAGCAGUUGUAGAGUUCUAUGUUAAUGGCAAUCAAAAUGCGCUAGAACCUUUCCCAGAUGGUUCUCAGUGGUAGAAAUAGAGCUGCAGGAUGGGUGCAGCAGUUCACUUUUGGUGUGAUCAUCGGAUACAGAUAGAUUAGUUUGAUUUCAGCUCCAGAGAGCUAUUGGAAGUAUCCUUUGAAAUGUCCCCACGGUUUUUAAUCUAAAUUUUGCUUUUGAUUGCUCAAUAACUUUUGGUUUAUUUCACUUGAAGACCUCUUUGAUAGACCACUGUUUUAUAUCAUGUAUACCAACAAAUCUCAUUCAAAAGUCAGUUGUACACUGUACCAUUGCUGGGUCUGUAUUUCUGUAGAUCUUGAUUACUUUGAACUCUUCUCUAAUAAUUGAUUUGCUUAGUAAGGGUUUUCUUUCUUUCA
Messenger RNA from Alnus glutinosa, 1885 nucleotides. RefSeq names its product arabinosyltransferase RRA3-like. Gene Ontology annotation, molecular function: glycosyltransferase activity. The coding region runs from base 239 to 1543 and encodes 434 amino acids. Gene Ontology annotation, biological process: root hair cell development. Lineage: Eukaryota; Viridiplantae; Streptophyta; Magnoliopsida; Fagales; Betulaceae. The record is from RefSeq and is a predicted model, not a curated record. The transcript has 2 exons.